Messenger RNA from Vitis vinifera (wine grape), 1324 nucleotides. RefSeq lists its product as uncharacterized. Lineage: Eukaryota; Viridiplantae; Streptophyta; Magnoliopsida; Vitales; Vitaceae. The record is from RefSeq and is a predicted model, not a curated record. The transcript has a single exon. Bases 60 to 1157 code for a protein of 365 amino acids.
UUUUAGAUCAAAUUCUCUAUAGUUCCUCCAUCCUAGCCUGAAGAGAGUGAAAGAGAGAGAUGGGGAAGCUCAGUAACGAGGCCGAAAAGCCUAAUUUCAGCCAUUUCAGCCAUGACCACCGACUGGAACUCACUGCCUUUUGUGAAGCAGACCACACAAUGUGUUCAGGGUGCAAGAUUGAGAUAGUCCCUGGAAGGAACUACUAUACUUGCAGAGCCUGUAACUACUCUCUCCACCAUGCCUGCUACAACAUGCCAAGAUCACUCCAACACCCUGCUGACCCUAACCAUGACUUGGACCUCCUCCUCUUGCCUUCCUUCCAAUGUAAAGCUUGUGGCUUCCAUGGCUCGGGCUUCUCCUACAGUUGCAGCAUCUGCCAUGUUCACUAUCAUACCUUAUGUACACAACUCCCACCUACAAAAGUGAAUAGUAUGCAUCCUCACACACUAGAACUCGAGUUCUCCCCACCAUAUGGCAACCCCAAAGUCUUUCGCUGUGACAUAUGUGGAAGCCCUGGUUCUGAUCAUUGGCUUUAUCGUUGCAGCGGGUGUGAGUUUGACGUGCACCUCAGUUGUGCAGGCAGUGCUGCUCCAAAGCAACCGCCUCAGCCCCAGAACCAGAGUCCCUUAGUCUCAGCCUCCCAAGCUCCAAUACCAUCAGCAUACAACAAUGUUAAGGCCAUUGCCCCACAAACUAACCAGUGUGCCACUUAUGGAAAUCAAAAUCAGAUUAUGCAGCCGAAUGGAAGUUAUAUGAACCAGCACCAAGUUCAGAAUCCAAUGAACAACAGUUACAUGAUGAGUUCUGCAACCAGCGGCACACCAAUCGGCCCAAGUGGAACAUAUACUAAUCCUAGUAAUGUCAUGCAGCCUGGUGGGGCAUAUGUUAACCAAACUGGAAACUAUGGAUUUAACCAUGGAGGAUAUGUUCAGCCAGGAGGAAUGGGAAUGGGAAUGGGAAUGGUCCCACUACGUAACCAAGGCAUGGGGUAUCCUACUCAGCCAGGUCUUGGGGUCGGUGGUGCUCAAGGUGCUCUUGGGGCUGGAAUGGCUGGGCUUGUAGUAGCUGGAGUUGUUACAGGAAUGGGGGAGGCGGUAGGACAAGGGAUUGUCCAUGGUGUUGCGGGCGGAUUUGGCAACGAUGGGCCAGGUUAUUAAGAUCCCAAUGCCUGUAACUGAAGUUCUAUAUGUAUCUCACUGCCUCAUGUAUGGUUUGGUUAAUGUCCCCGGACCGAAGUAGGAAGACUAGCACUUAUCUAAAUCCAGUGUGAAUAAUUUCAACUUGUGUACUUUUUAUUUGUUUUUAUGAGAAAAAGUGAAGUGGG